AACACAUAGGGUCCGUCUUACAUUCAAGCAUCGCACAGCUUUUGUGCUGUUUUACCGAGGAAUAGGCCUAUACGACAUGGACAUGGAAACAAUAUCAACAUUUGCGAAGAAACUUUGGUGCGUCAAGAAACAACUUAUUAUUUUCCUCACUCCACUUAUUUUUCUUCCUUUACUUUUUGGUUUACCGGAAAAGGAGGGGAAAUGUCUGUAUGUGGUGCUACUGAUGGCUGUGUUCUGGUGCACGGAGGCCCUUCCCUUAGCUGUCACCGCCAUGCUACCUGUUUGCCUCUUUCCAACAAUGGGAAUCCUUCAAUCAAAAAUCGUCUGCCCCCAGUAUUUCCUCGAUACCAAUUUUCUUUUUCUCAGUGGUCUUGUGAUGGCAUCAGCUAUCGAAGAAUGGGGUCUACACCGCAGAAUAGCUCUGAAAGUUCUUAAAAUUGUUGGAGUCAAACCAGCCUGGUUAAUUUUGGGAAUGAUGAUCACCUCUGCAUUUCUGUCCAUGUGGCUCAGCAACACAGCAACAACAGCCAUGAUGCUUCCUAUAGCUAACGCCAUCCUGGAGAGCCUCUUUGGAGACCUGGCCACUCUGAAGGAGAAUUGUAAGCUGAAAGAUGAGACAGAAGGUCUACCACAAAUUAAGCUGCAUGCACUCUCUUCCGAAAAACAGAUGUUGUCUAUAGACGGACCUGAUGGGAUGGAGUGGUCUAAUAGGAGGACUACAGAGGAGAUCCGGACAGAGUCAGAGUACCAGAUGAAGGUGUGGAAGGGCUUCAUGAUCUGUAUCCCAUACGCUGCUAGUAUCGGAGGGACUGCCACCCUGACAGGCACAGCACCAAACCUCAUUCUCAUCGGCCAGCUUAAAAGUUACUUUCCAGAGUGCGACCUGAUAAAUUUUGGCUCUUGGUUUGCAUUCUCAUUUCCUCUAAUGGUGCUGUUCCUCAUUUUGUCAUGGCUGUGGAUUUCUUUCCUCUAUGGCGGCCUGAAUACACGGUUGUGUGUGAGGAAACAGGACGAAAGAGCACAAGCAGAGAGAAAAGCUCAGGCUGUUAUUGAGGAUGACUACAGAAAACUAGGCCCCAUAAAUUUUGCUGAAGGAGCCAUUGGAUUCUUUUUCAUUUUGUUUGCAGUUCUCUUGUUCACAAGAGAUCCCAAAUUUGUAACUGGAUGGUCCAAAUUUUUCAACAAAGGGUAUGUAUCGGACGCCACCACGGGAGUGAUCAUUGUGUCAAUCCUCUUCAUCUUCCCCUCACAAAAACCCUCCCUUAGCUGGUGGUUUGAUUCUAGAGCAUCAAACACUUCAUAUGUUCCUCUCCUGUCAUGGAGGAAAGCACAAGAAUGUGUCCCGUGGAACAUCAUCCUGUUACUCGGUGGAGGCUUUGCCAUGGCCAAGGGGUGUGAGGAGUCUGGACUGGCGGCUUGGCUGGGAUCCUACCUUCAGCCUAUUGCCCAGGUGCCCCCUGCUGUAGCCGUCAUGUUCAUCACAGCUUUCGUGGCGUGUUUCACGGAGUUCGCCAGCAACACCGCCACCAUUAUCAUAUUCCUGCCUGUCAUCGCUGAACUGGCUAUGUUUGUGAAUGUAAAUCCUCUUUACUUUAUGAUACCGGCAACAAUAGGAUGUUCAUUCGCCUUCAUGUUGCCAGUCUCGACCCCUCCUAACUCCAUUGCCUUUGCAUCUGGUCAUCUCCUGGUGAAGGACAUGGUGAAAACCGGCUUUGUAAUGAACAUUCUGGGCAUUUUAUCAGUUUCUCUAGCCAUAAACACUUGGGGCCGUGCCAUGUUCAGUUUGGAGACCUAUCCAGAUUGGGCACGUCAAGAAAACAUGUCCAGUACAGUUCCCCAUGUACAGUUCCCCUCUGUCUCACCUUUUAACCUCACUGGUUUGUGAUACACUGCAUGCCAUGAAUGUGAAUAUGCAGUGAAACUAUGACUGCAUUAGAGUACGUACAGGUGUGGGAUCUUCAUUUUAAUCGGGAUUUCACUUGAUUUUCCCGCAGUUUUAGAGUUGACUUUACCCCUACAGAAAAUGAAUCCUUUCACUAAUGAAGUGUCAUUUUGGUAUAUGUAACUCACUUUUCCUGUGGCUGCAAGAAAAGGUGUUUUAGGGAAGUGGCUCACAUUGAGAUCCUACAUCUGUAUGUACAUACAUUAUGUAUAGACUUGAGGAGCUGAGAAGAAAUAACCAAGUAAUUUAGUCUAUGGUGUGAUGGCUAUACAAUGUUGCCAAGUAUACUUCUAGAUUUUUUGAUUUGCUCUCUCAUGUAGUUCAUACCCAGUUUCAUCAGCUCAUGUCCUUGUUCGUCCCAUAUCACGAACCUCGUCUACCCAGAUGUGUCCAUUGUUGUGUCCUGAUAUGUUUUACAUCUCUUUGCGAAAUUUCCAUUGGAAGUUUGUUUGUUUAGGCAGGGCAGGGGGUGACAGAAAAGUCAGUGGUUGGUCGGUCUGUUGUUACAUUCUCUUCUGCCGUUAUGCAAGUCAUGUCGGACAUUGUUUGUCCAGACACGGGAGAUGUCUGUCUCAUCUUGAACAGUGCUGGUUGAAGGUUACUGCAUUUUACUGGCCUCUACUGGUCAUUGUGCAACUUUGCUAGUCUGUGUCUAACGCCUCGGUUAAAGAGGAUUUGCAGUGAAAAACAUUUGUGUUCCUGUUUGUCAGAUGACAAUGUCACACUAUGAGGUUGAAAUACUCUUUUUGGGAUGGAAUGUUUGCCUCCUUGUCAUCACAGUCUGGUGUUAUUAGCAUAUGAAGGCUAUUAACCAUCCUAUCAGCCAAUCAAGGCUGUGUUUGAAAAUAUCUUGACCUUUCUUUCCUGACACCCACAAGAUCAGACUAAGCAUUUUUAGAGCCAAAUGAGGCUCAGGGAAAUAAAUUAUGUAAAAAGUACAUGUUGAGGUUGUUUCUUAAAAUGUGCACUCAAUGAUGCACUCAAUGAUUUAUUAAACAAUGCAUUGACGAUAUAAAAAUGAAGUAACAAAUGAUGCACAGUGUCUUUAAGGAGAGAGUUUAUGACGUAAUGGCUUAUUGAUUAGGGUGUUUUCAUUCUGUAGAUUAGAGUAGAUUUCGUCACAAUCAACACUUAUUCCCCAAGUCUGCCACCUACUGUUAAAUUACACUUGAACUCGAUCUUCCAUUGAUUUUUAGUUGUGUAAACUGUGACCGUCUUGUUGCACAACUGCUGUUUACUGACCUAUGUUGUAAGAUUGUGGUGCAUGGACAUCUAAAUCAUGAUUUUCUACCAUAGAGAGUAUUUAGUGUGAUAUGUUUAACUUUAUCAAUGCAAUAUUCUAGAUUAACUUUAUCAAUGCAAUAUUUUCUUAAUACUACUGUUACUAAAUAAAACUGUUAUUUACACACA
Molecule: messenger RNA, 3352 nt
Organism: Esox lucius (northern pike)
Lineage: Eukaryota; Metazoa; Chordata; Actinopteri; Esociformes; Esocidae
Gene: slc13a3
Product: solute carrier family 13 member 3
Exons: 13
Coding region: 77-1885 (602 amino acids)
Biological process (GO): monoatomic anion transmembrane transport; citrate transport
Cellular component (GO): membrane
Molecular function (GO): citrate transmembrane transporter activity; sodium:dicarboxylate symporter activity; succinate transmembrane transporter activity
Source: RefSeq, a predicted model, not a curated record